AUGAUUUGGCGUACACGUAGCGUGUUAGUAGACGGCCAAGUGGAGUGGCAUAUGUCGGUCCAUAAGUCUUGUUUGGAUGCUAGUGAAUUUAGUUCCGUGGAAGUGCAUGCGGUGGAGACCAAGGUGGGUCCGUCCAGUCGGGUUAGGAUGUGGGCUUGGAGGAUGUCUGGGUGGAUGGCGGAAAUUGAGGUGGUGAUCGUUGAGCGUUCCAAGGUGGUUGCUGCGUUGGUGGAGGAACAUGGUGGUGGUGGUGGAUGUGUGGAGAAAGACAUGCUGGAGAGAAACGGAUCAGAUGAAGAGAAAAAGCAAUCUGUCCAAUGGACCCGUGAGUAA
Molecule: messenger RNA, 333 nt
Organism: Dovyalis caffra
Lineage: Eukaryota; Viridiplantae; Streptophyta; Magnoliopsida; Malpighiales; Salicaceae
Source: the annotation of a GenBank genome assembly